UGCCAGCACGGCGUCAGCUAGCGGCCCGCGGCCGCGGGGACUUCUCGCCAAGUGACUUACCUUCAAGGAAAUUGGGCAUUCGGAAAGUUGGGAGCUCCUAGGAACAUGGCGAACCUUCUGAAAACAGUGGUGACUGGCUGUUCGUGUCCUUUCCGUAGCAGUUGGGGGUCCUGUAAGGUUCUACCUGGGAAGAAGGAUUUUUUACGAACAUUUCAUACUCAUCAGGCGCUGUGGUGUAAAGCCCCUGUAAAACCAGGAAUUCCAUAUAAGCAACUGACUGUUGGGGUCCCCAAAGAGAUUUUCCAAAAUGAGAAACGAGUGGCGCUGUCUCCUGCUGGCGUUCAGGCCUUGGUCAAGCAGGGUUUUAAUGUUGUUGUGGAAUCGGGUGCUGGUGAAGCUUCCAAGUUCUCGGAUGAUCACUACAGAGCAGCAGGUGCCCAGAUCCAAGGGGUGAAGGAAGUGCUGGCUUCUGAUUUGGUGGUCAAAGUAAUUAUUCCUUUCCUCCUCCCAUUUAUGGCAUGCUGACCUUUUGAAUCUUCUUGUAGAAAGAUUAGUUUUUCUCGUCAUCGCUUUUCAUAUUUUCAAACAAUGACUUUUUCUUAAAUGGUUGCGUGUUGUGAAUAUUCAUGUUCCAGUAGUACUUUUAUCAAGCAAGGUGACCUAUAUUUAUUUAACCAUGAGAAGAGAAGUGAUUAUCCUUUUUACAUUGCUAUGUGGAAAUUUACUUCUUACUGGCUAGGGCAGAUUUGCACUCUAUCAUUCGUAUGUGUCCAAAAUAACCCCAAGGGAGUAUUUAAUUGCUACUGGAAUGGAAGGAAGGUAUGGAGCUCUUCCUGUGAUUGAAUGUACCUUCUUCUGAUACCUUGAAGAAACAGUGAUGUCGCUGAUAUUAAGUGCGGUCUCUAGAGAGGGCGGAACUAUUCUGACAAAAGCAAUGUUGGGUCUAGUGGCAAGUAGCCUUACCUACUUUAAUAAAAGGUCUUAAAAUAAUGUAUAAUAGAGAUCUGUAUGUUAAAGAAUUUUACAAAUAAAAUAUGGAGUAAAAAAUCCUAUAGAGAAGGGGAGGGAGACUGUAUCAAGAGGGAAACAUUGAUAAUUACUAGAGCCAAACAUUAGGUUAAAUCUUUUGUUUUUAAUUACCCAAUGAAUUUUAUUACAUUGUAGUUGGAACAUUAGCUUAAAUCUUAAGCCUUCUAUAACCAAGGCAAGUAGGGAAGAAUGGAUUAAAUUAGCAUGAUUAUCGGGUUAAAAUAUGCUUCUCAGUUUUUCAAGAUAGACCAGCUUUUUUUUGGCAUUAAUUUCUAAGGGGAAAUCAAUCACUUUUUUUUUUUUAACAUACAGUCCACUGAAUAACUUCAUAGGGUCAUAAAUGGUGGUUUUUUCCAGGAGGCACAAAACUUUUCUUAAAAUAGAAAAUUAAUAAUAAAAUUUAUGCCUUGGAGCUAAGUAAUAAUUUAGCUUGGGUUUUAAACUAUUUAGAUAUAAGGAUACUUGGUGAUAUAAUCUGAUAUAAUAAAAGAGCUUAGGGAAAAUAGAAAUAAGUAUAAUCCAUUCUAAUGUAUGUUCUAGGGAUCAAAACCUUUUGAGUUGUCCCACAAAAAAGGAUUGGUAGGGUGCACAUAGGUGUUAGAAAUGCUCUAAGUUCCUUUUAGAGAUGCACAAUGUGUAUGAGCAUGUAAAGGGCACUGAGGGAUCCUGUAAUACAGAACCUGAUAUAACUUUAUACUUGAACUAAUAAACUGCUUAACCUUGGGCCUCUUUUUUUGAGUCAAGCCUCUUAAUAGCCUAAGGAACUAGUGAUCCACAAAGCACCUGCAAGGAAACGCUCUUUUGGCUUAACUCCCUCAGAUGCCAACAGUCUCAGCUGAGCAUUUAUUUGAUAGGGGCCAGGUGAAUUAAUUCACAGUUGUCCUCUAAUUUUCAUUAAAUCUAUAUUAUAGAUUCUCACUGAGGAAAAAUAGACCUUGUCAGAGAGUCUUAAUUAAAGUCCAGAACUUAAGAUCUCAUGCACUACCAGAUCAACAACUGAAAUGGGAGUAGCAGAUAAAGGUGUCUCAUAGGUGCGAGCCCCUAUGCUUAAUCCAACAUUAGGUGUUCAUGAAGCUGACCUUCUAAAAACAUCGGCAACCUUGAUUAGUUUUAUUUACCCAGCCCAAAAUCCAGACUUGCUAAAUAAACUUUCCAAAAGGAAAACUACAGUUCUGGCGAUGGACCAAGUUCCAAGAGUCACAAUUGCUCAGGGAUAUGAUGCACUAAGCUCCAUGGCCAACAUUGCUGGUUAUAAGGCUGUUGUACUAGCAGCAAACCAUUUUGGACGGUUUUUUACUGGUCAGAUCACAGCUGCUGGAAAAGUUCCUCCUGCUAAGAUUCUGAUAGUUGGUGGAGGUGUCGCUGGGCUCGCUUCUGCAGGUGCAGCAAAGUCAAUGGGUGCGAUUGUUCGGGGAUUUGACACAAGGGCUGCAGCUUUGGAGCAGUUCAAGUCUCUGGGUGCUGAGCCCUUAGAGGUAGACCUGAAGGAGUCUGGCGAGGGACAGGGAGGAUAUGCAAAGGAGAUGUCUAAAGAGUUCAUUGAGGCCGAAAUGAAACUCUUUGCCCAGCAGUGCAAGGAGGUGGACAUCCUUAUCAGCACGGCCCUUAUUCCAGGUAAAAAAGCUCCUGUCUUAUUUAAUAAAGAAAUGAUUGAGUCCAUGAAGGAAGGUUCAGUUGUUGUGGAUUUAGCUGCUGAGGCUGGCGGAAACUUUGAAACCACCAAGCCGGGAGAGCUUUAUGUUCAUAAGGGAGUAACUCACAUAGGCUACACAGACCUUCCCAGCCGCAUGGCUACUCAGGCCAGCACCCUGUAUUCCAACAACAUCACCAAGCUCCUGAAGGCCAUCAGCCCUGACAAAGAUAAUUUUUAUUUUGAAGUGAAAGAUGACUUUGACUUUGGUACGAUGGGUCAUGUCAUUAGAGGAACUGUAGUGAUGAAGGAUGGCGAAGUGAUUUUCCCUGCUCCCACACCGAAAAAUAUUCCUCAAGGGGCCCCAGUGAAACAGAAGACAGUGGCUGAGCUGGAGGCUGAAAAAGCAGCUACUAUUACGCCCUUCAGGAAGACGAUGACAUCGGCUUCUGUGUAUACAGCAGGUCUCACUGGGAUCCUGGGUUUGGGCCUUGCGGCUCCCAAUUUAGCCUUUUCCCAGAUGGUGACCACAUUCGGCUUGGCUGGUAUUGUGGGCUACCACACUGUCUGGGGAGUGACCCCUGCUCUCCACUCACCACUGAUGUCUGUGACUAAUGCAAUCUCAGGGUUGACUGCAGUUGGUGGAUUGGUGCUGAUGGGAGGACAUUUGUACCCCUCCACAACUUCUCAGGGCCUUGCUGCUCUUGCCACAUUCAUAUCCUCCGUCAACAUUGCAGGUGGCUUUCUGGUGACUCAGAGAAUGCUGGACAUGUUCAAGCGUCCCACUGACCCCCCAGAAUACAAUUACCUGUAUCUGCUCCCUGCGGGUACCUUUGUUGGAGGAUAUUUAGCUGCCCUCUACAGUGGUUAUAACAUUGAACAAAUUAUGUACCUGGGCUCCGGCCUGUGCUGUGUUGGUGCUCUGGCUGGACUUUCCACACAGGGAACUGCACGUCUUGGCAAUGCACUGGGCAUGAUUGGGGUGGCUGGAGGCCUGGCAGCCACCCUUGGAGGCCUAAAACCAUGCCCAGAAUUGUUGGCUCAGAUGUCUGGAGCAAUGGCCUUGGGAGGUACCAUUGGAUUGACAAUUGCAAAACGCAUCCAGAUUUCUGAUUUACCUCAGUUAGUUGCUGCUUUCCACAGUUUAGUGGGCUUGGCAGCUGUGCUUACCUGCAUAGCUGAGUACAUUGUAGAAUAUCCACAUUUCGCUACGGACGCGGCAGCUAAUCUCACCAAGAUUGUGGCCUACCUCGGUACUUACAUUGGCGGAGUCACGUUCAGUGGGUCUCUUAUUGCCUAUGGAAAAUUGCAGGGUAUCCUGAAAUCUGCCCCUCUCCUGCUCCCUGGGAGGCACCUGCUCAAUGCAGGCCUGCUGGCCGCUAGUGUGGGUGGAAUCAUCCCGUUCAUGGUGGACCCCAGCUUCACCACCGGCAUUACCUGUCUGGGCUCCGUGUCGGCUCUCUCUGCUGUCAUGGGUGUGACUUUGACGGCUGCCAUCGGGGGUGCUGACAUGCCUGUUGUCAUCACUGUGCUGAACAGCUACUCGGGCUGGGCGCUGUGUGCAGAGGGCUUCCUGCUCAACAACAACCUGCUGACCAUUGUGGGCGCGCUCAUCGGCUCGUCGGGCGCCAUCCUGUCCUACAUCAUGUGUGUGGCAAUGAAUCGCUCCCUGGCUAAUGUGAUUCUUGGAGGCUACGGUACCACUUCAACAGCUGGUGGGAAACCCAUGGAAAUUUCUGGCACACAUACAGAAAUCAACCUUGACAACGCAAUUGACAUGAUACGAGAAGCUAAUAGCAUUAUUAUUACUCCAGGCUAUGGUCUCUGUGCAGCCAAAGCUCAGUACCCCAUCGCUGAUUUGGUAAAGAUGCUCUCCGAACAGGGCAAAAAAGUCAGGUUUGGAAUUCACCCAGUUGCAGGCCGAAUGCCUGGUCAGCUUAAUGUGCUGCUGGCUGAGGCUGGGGUGCCAUAUGAUAUUGUGUUGGAAAUGGAUGAGAUCAACCACGAUUUCCCAGACACUGAUUUGGUCCUUGUAAUUGGAGCUAAUGACACUGUUAAUUCAGCGGCUCAAGAAGACCCUAACUCUAUUAUUGCAGGCAUGCCAGUCCUCGAGGUCUGGAAAUCAAAGCAGGUCAUUGUUAUGAAGAGGUCCUUGGGUGUUGGCUAUGCUGCAGUGGACAAUCCAAUCUUCUACAAACCUAACACAGCCAUGCUUCUAGGCGAUGCCAAGAAGACCUGUGAUGCACUGCAGGCGAAAGUUAGAGAAUCCUACCAGAAGUAAAAUAUAAAGAUCAAGCUGUUGCCUAACAAAGCCUCCUCUUCAUAUCUGGGAAUAGGCAAAUAAAUCAUCAACAUAUACAAACGAUAUGCAUCUGAAGCAAAGCUCCUGGAGAAGAAGGAAGACUCUGAAAAAGUCAAGCAAAAAUGAGAUUUUUUCAAGAGCAGCAGUCCCUCGAUUUUAAAAAAGGAUCGACCAUUCUGAAUGUCUUUCUCUGCAUAUUUUUUGUGUUAUGAAUUCCAAAAGUAUUUUACAAAAAAAGAAAGAACAGCCUCAUUUUUAGAUGUAAUCCAUUUGGAUUUUUUCAUUGUUCUUCAGUAGUCAGCAGUGUUUUAAGAAAUUAAGUCUUUAGGAAUUUGGGACUUAGAUUAUACAUGGAUCUGAAAUCUGACACAAUAUAAACAUUACAGUCCCCUGCAUUUAUGUUUUUUUGCAACAAAUGUGACUAAUUUGAAAUUUUUAUCAACUCGAGCAUAAUCCAAAUUAACCAUAUCAAAUUGGUUUCAAUUUUUCAGACUGUACUUUUGACUCUAUAUUUCAGGGGUGUGUUUUCUCACUUCUAUUUUAAUACAUUAAAGGACUAGAUAAUCUUUCAGAGAUGCUGGAAACAAAUCAUUUGCUUUGUAUGUUUCAUUAGAAUUCCAAUGAAACAUAUAAUAUGAAAUCAGUAUUAAUUGUGUUUUUUAAACCCCAUUUCCAAUUGGAGAUCUCUUUAAUUUCAAUCAGUUUAUAAUGAUGUGUAGUACUGUAUUAAGUGCACUUGAAUGGAAUUCAACUAUUUGCCUAAUAAAAUAAGUCCAUCAUGUUUGCAUGGU
This is a messenger RNA of Sus scrofa (pig), 5752 nucleotides long. The record is from RefSeq and is a predicted model, not a curated record. Lineage: Eukaryota; Metazoa; Chordata; Mammalia; Artiodactyla; Suidae.